Molecule: messenger RNA, 1431 nt
Organism: Sugiyamaella lignohabitans
Lineage: Eukaryota; Fungi; Ascomycota; Dipodascomycetes; Dipodascales; Trichomonascaceae
Gene: MSD1
Product: aspartate--tRNA ligase MSD1
Exons: 1
Coding region: 1-1431 (476 amino acids)
Biological process (GO): aspartyl-tRNA aminoacylation
Cellular component (GO): mitochondrion; cytoplasm
Molecular function (GO): ATP binding; aspartate-tRNA ligase activity
Source: RefSeq, a predicted model, not a curated record
AUGGAAAUAGAAACACCAUUGUUGUUCAAGUCGACUCCAGAAGGAGCAAGCGAGUUCCUUGUCCCGACCAGAAGGAAAGGACUGAUGUAUGCAUUACCUCAGAGCCCACAACAGUACAAACAACUGCUCAUGGCUUCUGGAGUUCAUGGAUACUAUCAGAUUGCUCGUUGUUUUCGAGACGAAGACUUGCGUGCCGACCGCCAGCCAGAAUUCACCCAGCUGGAUCUGGAAAUGAGUUUUGCCAGUGGCCAGGAUAUUCGACGGGUCGUUGAAACCGUUGUACAGAACGUCUGGUCGGGUGUCCUCGAUAUUCCUAUGUAUACAUUGACAGCCGAUGGAAAGUACUUGGAAAAAGUCGACUCCGACAGCCCUAACGCUUUUAGAAGCUUGUCUUAUAACAGUGCCAUCAGCAGGUUUGGCAUCGAUAAACCGGAUCUACGAAGUAGUCUUGAAAUUAUUGAUCUCUCAGACUCUGCUAAAGCCAUAGAGAGCCCAGAGUAUCCAAUUAUUGAAGCACUCGUGAUCCGUCCCGAAGUAAACGGUUCCUUUACCCAAGAGCAGAUCGACUUUCUAUCCGACGAAAAGAGCUAUAAAGCGAGAAUACCCAAGAUAGCCCUGAUAACAGAGUCUGAUCUUGCGUCUAUAGAGCAGACUGUUGAAAGAAUCCUGCCCCCUAGCGUUGUAAAUAUUACAGACAAGACCCGAUUCUACAGGGAAUUGUCGCUACAAACUGGAGACAUUGUGGCAUUUAGCACGCGACAGCAACUAUCAUAUGAGAAUCCCACUCCUCUUGGCAGGUUCAGACAGCUUGCUAUUGAACAAUUCCCCAACCAGUAUCUCAGAACUGGAGCUGAUGGCCAACCUCUCAUCACCCCAGACGACUUUGUAGCUACCUGGGUCGAUGAUUUCCCACUAUUCAACCCUGUAGAGACCACCCAACCUGAAGUCAACACUUCAAACUCAACUACUUCUACUCGAGUAGACUACCCAAAAUUCGACCUUACAUCUUACGUAUCAACACACCACCCGUUCACCAUGGUUCACAUGGACGACUACGAGCUUCUGUCGACCGCACCACUGCAAGCCCGAGGCCAGCAUUACGAUCUCGUCAUCAAUGGGGUAGAAGUCGGCGGUGGCAGUACACGUAUCCACGACACCAAACUACAAAAGUACAUUUUCGAAGAAAUCCUCAACAUCACCAACUCCAAGGCACUUUUCGGGCACCUUCUCGAAGCCUUCGACACGGGCUGUCCACCACACGCCGGUCUCGCCAUCGGGUUCGACCGCAUGACCGCCAUGCUCUCACGAACCUCCUCGAUCCGCGACGUCAUCGCGUUCCCCAAAACCAUCACCGGCGCCGACCCGCUCAUCGGCAGCCCCAGCAAAGUCAAGCCCUCGCAACUGGGGCCCUACCACAUCCGCACCAUGUAA